This is a messenger RNA of Ostertagia ostertagi, 648 nucleotides long. The record is from the annotation of a GenBank genome assembly. Lineage: Eukaryota; Metazoa; Nematoda; Chromadorea; Rhabditida; Trichostrongylidae.
AUGAAGAAUAAGUUCGGUGCGUCUGAGGCUCGAUUUAUUGCCUCCGGAAGGGAAGACUUAGACGUGCGCAUGUUGGGAGAUGGUCGGCCGUUUGCUGUUGAAUUACGGAACUGCCGCUUUACCAAUUCACUCAAGGGAACAGAUCAUGAAAAUACGUUACGUGAUCUCGAGAAGGAGAUUAAUAAGCAAAAGGAUAUAUGCGUGAAAUAUCUAACCAGAGUCACGCGUGAGGAAGCUGAAAGCCUUAGCGUUGGAGAGGAAGCACACGUUAUACGUGUAGUAUUGCGAAUAAAAUUCGCAGAGAAAGAAACACUAUGUUGGCAUAUUGCUACAGUACUGCUGCCUAUAUCUGAUGAGAUGCUCAAUAACGCUAUGAAACAAGUCCCAAUUCAAGUGAUCCAGAAAACUCCUGUUAGAGUCUUGAAGCGGAGAGCUUUGCUGGAUCGACCGCGUACGUUGUUGUUCAGGAUAGAAACCCAGGCUGGAACAUAUGUGAAGGAAUUUGUGCAUGGAGAUUUUGGCCGGACCCGGCCCUCGAUGGCAGAACUUCUUGGUGUUUCUGAAGGGGAAGUAGACAUUCUCGACCUCGACGUUGAAAAAGUGGAAUUCGAAUGGCCACCAGUAAAGUCGACUGCAGCAUCUUUUAGG